UGGAGUGGAUAUAAACAAAUUUAUUUUACAUUCAUCUAGUCCUCAUGUUAGCAGAGGGAAACCUAUGAACCGUGCAGUGUUGUCUUAUGUGAGAAGGUUCAAUUCAUGGGCUUUAGCUUUAAGGAAUGUGUCUUCUCCUCGGAAAGCCAUCCAUCUCUACUCUAAAAUGCAUCGCAACGGAGCUCCCUUCGAUAGCUUCUGCAUUGUCUUCACCUUAAAAUCGUGUACCCAUUUGCGUAGCUUGGCCAUCAUUCGAAACCUCCAUGCCCACAUCAUCAAACUAGGCUUCACCUCUCAUGUUUACGUUGCAACUUCUCUUCUCAAUGCCUACGUUUGGCUCUCUUUUCUGGAUGCCUGUGUCCUGUUCGACGAAAUGCCCCACAGGAACACUGUCACGGGGAACGCCAUGAUUGUGGGAUAUUCAAGGUCAGGGGAUAUCCAAAGAGCGCGUGCUAUUUUUGAGGAAAUGCCCCAUAGAGACAUCGCAUCGUGGGCUUCUAUGAUUUCUGCUUAUAACAAUGUUUCAAGUUACGAUCAGGGUUUGUCCCUUUUUCGGCGAAUGUUGUUGGAUGAGGGAACGAGACCAGACCAAGUAACUGCUGGUUCGGUUUUAUCAGCAUGUGCCAACAUGGGGUCUCUUGGAUUGUUGGCUGGAAAAUCAGUUCAUGGCUUCAUCGUGAAAAAUGGGUGGGAGUUGAAUGUGGAGUUAGGUGCGGCUCUAGUCAUCAUGUAUGCUAAAUCAGGAGUUUUGAGAAAUGCUGCAAUGAUUUUUGAGUUGAUGGCUGAAAGAGAUGUCAUUUCUUGGACGGCACUGAUUUGUGGUGCUGCCCAAUAUGGCUUCAAUGAAGAAGCACUUGUUGUGUUUGACAAAAUGCAGAUAGCUGGAGUCAAACCCAAUGAACUGACUUUCACGGGGGUACUCACUGCUUGUGCUCACGCUGGGUUGGUAGAGGAGGGACGCAGGUAUUUCAAGAUGAUUGAAGACAAUGGCAUGGAGGCAAGAAUUCAACAUUAUGCAUGCUUGGUUUAUUUGAUUGGGAAAGCUGGGAUGCUAGAAGAAGCUUAUGAGAUUAUCAAAUCAAUGAAACAGGAACCAAAUGUUGUUGUCUUGGGUUCCUUCUUGUCGGCUUGUAAGGAGCACAGGCAAUUUGAGAUGGCUGAGAGGGUGAUUCAGCAGGUCCUGAGGAUGGCAAAACCAGAAAAAGAUGGUGGAAUUUAUAGCCUUAUUUCCGAUUUGUAUGUUAUGGGUGAAAAGUUGGAAGAGGCUGAAAGGUUGAAGAAAUUGGUGCUCAAUAAAAAUUUGAGAAAGGCCAGGGAGUUUAGUUCAGAAGUGGACUAAGAUAAGCCUGUCAAUUUUUCUCUCCUUUUCAAAUCAUGAUUUUUUUUUAGGAUGAUAUCGACAGCAUCAGCAUAUAUGCUGGUAGAGCAAAUUCAGUUAUAAGCCUAUUCUUUUUAUGCUUGUAAAUUGUGAUUCUUUCAUUCACAAACUUCAAGAUGGAUGGGAACAAAUAACAGAGAAUUGAGUUCAGACAACUAGACUCCUAUCAAUGCUCAAAAAGUUUUGAAACCAUCAGCUUUACUCCUCCAGAAAUGUAUGACAAGUCUAACUGGAGGGCUAGCAUUGUAGUUCAAUUACAAGGACUGCAUCAUGAGUGCAACCAGAUACUGUGUGCCAUUUUUUCAAGAGCAGCAUUUCAAUGAGUAUUACUUGGUCUAGUAGGUGGUUAUCCCUCGGGAUCGGUAGCACGUUGUAAAUUUA
Molecule: messenger RNA, 1759 nt
Organism: Gastrolobium bilobum
Lineage: Eukaryota; Viridiplantae; Streptophyta; Magnoliopsida; Fabales; Fabaceae
Product: pentatricopeptide repeat-containing protein At1g33350-like
Exons: 2
Coding region: 65-1339 (424 amino acids)
Biological process (GO): RNA modification
Molecular function (GO): RNA binding; protein binding
Source: RefSeq, a predicted model, not a curated record